AUGGGAAGUCGAUUCUCCUUCACCAGCGAUGAAAGUCCACAGGUGUGGUCAGCAGAUGGAGAGAGCAACCCCCAACGCAUUAUCGGCGGCUAUAUAGUCGUGCCCCACUCUUCCAAGUACCUGGUGUCUCUGAAGAGGAAAACGGGUUAUCACUUCUGUGGCGGGGCACUGGUCAGUCGGAGCUGGGUUCUGACUGCUGCACACUGCAAAACUGGGAUCAAUCAAAUGCUGAUCGUGGCCGGAGAAUAUUCGCUUUCCACUUUUGAAGGCACGGAACAGGUGUUCCGGCCCGCCCGCAUGGUGGUCCAUCCAAACUAUAGUGCCACGUCCAAGAACGCAGACAUCAUGCUGAUUAAGCUAAACAGGCCUGUGGCGUACAGCCCUUUUGUCUCCAUCGUGCCCCUCCCCCCGCAAGGAGUGACCAUGAGGGACGGCCGCUUCUGCCAAGUCUCCGGCUGGGGCUAUACCACCUCCAUCGGGGGGAGGACGUCAGACACGCUGCGCAGCGUGCACCUGCCCAUCAUCCCCACGUGGAAAUGCAACAGCUCCUCUUCGUACGCUGGGUACAUCACGAAGAACAUGAUUUGCGCCGGCUUCAGCACGGGCGGGAAAGACGCGUGCCAGGGGGACUCCGGUGGGCCACUGGUUUGCGACGGACGUGUGUUUGGAAUCGUUUCCUGGGGUCACAGCUGUGCCAGUCCCAGGUACCCAGGUGUCUACACAGCAGUGGCCAACUUUCAGAAAUGGAUUUACAAGACCGUCUUCAAGAAGUAA
Molecule: messenger RNA, 774 nt
Organism: Elgaria multicarinata webbii
Lineage: Eukaryota; Metazoa; Chordata; Lepidosauria; Squamata; Anguidae
Product: trypsin-3-like
Exons: 5
Coding region: 1-774 (257 amino acids)
Biological process (GO): proteolysis
Molecular function (GO): serine-type endopeptidase activity
Source: RefSeq, a predicted model, not a curated record